AUGGUUCGACUGGGUGUGAAGAUCAAGAAACGUGGCAAGGUUCCUCAGCGUCGCAAACAAAAGCCAGUACGCAAAUACAAAACCAAAUUUGUGCGUGAUCCCGAGGUGCAGAAAAUUUGGAAUCAUAAUCUCACUACGCGCCAAAACUAUGUCAAUUUGGGUCUACAAGCUAAUCCGAAUGCGCAUGCCGUUUUGCGUGCAAGUAUCGAGAAUGCGGAUGGAACACUAGAAGCCACAGACAAGGAACAGCUCUUUGAUGUGCCUGACAGCGACUUUUUAGGCAACGAACGCAAUCCCAAGCGUGUAGCGAAUUAUGUAUCCGAAGAAGAAGCGAAAUAUUUGCGCAAACUCAUUGAUAAGCACGGCAACGACUACAAAAAAAUGGAGCGUGAUAUCAAGACAAACUGCAUGCAGUGGACAGAGCAAAAGUUGCAACGUCGUUGUGCGCGUCUAGCACUACUCGAUGCUAACAUUCUUAGCAAGUCACAAGGCUAA
Molecule: messenger RNA, 495 nt
Organism: Plasmopara halstedii
Lineage: Eukaryota; Oomycota; Peronosporomycetes; Peronosporales; Peronosporaceae
Exons: 1
Coding region: 1-495 (164 amino acids)
Biological process (GO): ribosomal large subunit biogenesis
Cellular component (GO): nucleolus
Source: RefSeq, a predicted model, not a curated record